UGAGCCAUUUAACAGUGGCAAAGCAUAUGAGGAGAACACACAUCAGUAAACACAGUUCUCAGGAAACAGUCUACUCUGAGGAGUUAGAAGGUUACUGUGCAAAGUGGGAAUUGUGUCUUCCAGUUCACUUGGUGCUUCUGGGAAAGCUGUCUGGUGCAACUUGGAGAUCAGGAAUUGGAAUGUCACAUUUUUAAGACCGGCUGCUUUGUUGAGCUGUCUAAAAGAAGAUGAAUAAUAGGACAAAGAUCACCAUAUCCAUGGAAGAAUUAAACUUUUCUUCUGAUUACAGUUACAAUUACAGUGAGAAUUAUGAUGAAUCCUGUUGUGGAGAACUUAUAGUAUGUGAUCAGGAGUCUAGCAUGUACUUUGAUUCAAUUUUUAUUCCGGUCCUUUACUCGCUGGCGCUGGUGGUGGGGUUGGUGGGAAAUGGGCUGGUACUAGUGGUACUGUGGAAGAAAAGGCAGAGAAUGAAUUCUACCCACAUCCUCAUCCUCCAUCUGAGCUUAGCAGACAUUCUGCUGCUGCUAACACUGCCCUUCUGGGCUGUAGAAGCAGUGAAGGGGUGGAUCUUCAGCACAGUGCUCUGCAAACUGAUUGGAGCUCUGUUCAAGAUCAAUUUCUACUGUGGCAUUUUCAUGCUGUCCUGCAUCAGUCUUGACCGCUACCUUUCAAUCGUCCAUGGAGUGCAGAUGUAUUCUCGUAAAAAGCCCAUGGUGACUCACUUUUGGUGCCUGAUGGUCUGGCUCCUCUGCCUUCUGCUCUCCAUUCCUGAAUGGAUAUUUCUUACAGACUAUAAAAAUUCCAGACAUCAAAAUAAAAUAGAAUGUGUUCCAUAUUAUCCGUCUGACUCUUGGUGUCUGGUCUCUCGUUGGCUCUACCAUAUUUUAGGUUUCAUUCUUCCAGCACUAAUAAUACUGUUAUGUUACUCUUGCAUCCUGCUGCAGCUGCGGCGCAGCUCUCAGUGCAAGCAGAAAAAGAGGGCCAUCCGUGUCAUUGUAGCACUGGUAGUAGCCUUCUUCAUCCACUGGACGCCCUAUAACAUCACCCUCAUCGCUGACACCAAAAAAGCCAAUAAUGCCUUCAUUCCCAGUAACCAAGCAUCCUGUAAAAGCACCACAACAUUAGAUAUAGCUCUCACAGUUACUUCCACAUUGGCUUACUUACACUGCUGUGUCAACCCAAUGCUUUUUGUGGCCCUGGUGUUACGGAAGAGCUCUGUAUGGUUAUAGUUGGUGGACACCUCACACACAUCUGCUUUUUUGAAAUAUCGUAUGCCAUCAUACCGAUGUCAUCUUUUUUGCAAACUUUAACAUCUUCAUCAUCAUUAUGUCAGAGCAGGUUUUUUGGUCAAAUUUUUGUUUUGUCAAAAUUGACUUUCUGUGACUUGUUCAGUGAAUCAAACGUAUAAUCUGUAAAACAGCUACAUAUUGAAGUUUGAAGUUAUUGUGUAGUCUAGUAAAAUGUUUAUUUUCCUACUGUUUUUAAUUGUCUUUUAAUAUUAAUAUUUUUUUCUAUGAUGAUGUUGUGUUUUGAAAGAUUUCAUUUUGAUGUAAAAACAUUUUCAGACAUUUUGAAUUGUCAUUUAAUACUGAACCCAAGUGUUUGUUAUUGUUCUUAUGUAGUCUUAUAUUUUGAUGUAUAACUUUGUUGAACCUACAUGUAUCUUUUUUCAGUACUAGCAUAAAACCUGUAGCUGUAAUGCCAAAUCUGUAUCUUCAUUAAUGCUGUAAAGGAUAGUUGUGUGUAUGAUUAUUAUUACCAUAUUGUCAGUUUUUUGCAGUAUAAGAUCAGAGU
Labeo rohita (rohu) is the source of this 1794-nucleotide messenger RNA. Its product is annotated as C-X-C chemokine receptor type 3-like. Gene Ontology annotation, biological process: inflammatory response; chemotaxis; regulation of leukocyte migration. Gene Ontology annotation, cellular component: membrane. The coding region runs from base 228 to 1229 and encodes 333 amino acids. The transcript is spliced from 3 exons. Lineage: Eukaryota; Metazoa; Chordata; Actinopteri; Cypriniformes; Cyprinidae. The record is from RefSeq and is a predicted model, not a curated record. Gene Ontology annotation, molecular function: C-X-C chemokine receptor activity.